UUAGCGGGGACCGCGAUCCCGGGCUGGAGCUUGUCUUAGGCGGGUAGGAAACGCUGUCGCUACCACGGGUGGAGCGGAGGGUCUGCGAACUUUGCCCUGUCCUGCCCAUGUCGCCAGUCGGCCGCUGAGAUCUACACGGUCUGCCGGCGCACGCGUGCGGCUGCGGGCGUCCCCGGAGAUAGCCUCCAUCGCGCUGCGGCAAUGGAGGUAAAUUGUUUAACACUAAAAGACUUGAUCAGCCCCAGGCAGACCAGACUAGAUUUUGCCGUUGAAGAUGCAGAGACCGCACAAAAGGAAAAUAUAUUCGUCGAUCGAUCAAGGAUGACCCCAAAGACACCAAUGAAAAAUGAACCCAUCGAUCUGUCAAAGCAAAGAAUCUUUACUCCAGAAAGAAGUCCCAUUACUCCGGUAAAGCUGGUGGACCGGCAGCCGCAGGUGGAACCGUGGACACCCACGGCCAACCUGAAGAUGCUCAUCAGUGCGGCCAGCCCAGACAUAAGGGACCGGGAGAAGAAAAAGGAGCUGUUCAGACCCAUUGAGAAUAAGGGGGAUGCAUUUGUGAACUCCCUGCAGCUUGACGUGGUUGGCGACAGUGCUGUGGACGACUACGAGAAGCAAAGGCCAAGCAGGAAACAGAAGAGCUUGGGGCUGCUGUGCCAGAAGUUUCUAGCUCGCUAUCCAAGCUACCCCUUGUCCACGGAGAAAACCACCAUCUCCCUGGAUGAGGUCGCGGUCAGCCUUGGUGUGGAAAGGAGACGCAUCUAUGACAUCGUAAAUGUGCUGGAGUCUCUGCAUCUGGUCAGCCGGGUAGCUAAGAAUCAGUAUGGUUGGCAUGGUCGGCACAGCCUUCCCAAAACCCUGCGGACCCUACAGAGACUGGGAGAGGAACAGAAGUAUGAGGAGCAGAUGGCCUGCCUCCAACAGAAGGAGCUGGACCUGAUGGAGUAUAGGUUUGGAGAACGCAGGAAAGACGGGUCUCCAGAUCCCCGAGAUCAACAUCUACUCGAUUUUUCUGAAUCUGACUACCCCUCUUCAUCUGCAAACAGUCGAAAAGAUAAAUCUCUAAGAAUUAUGAGCCAGAAGUUUGUCAUGCUGUUCCUCGUCUCUAAAACCAAGAUUGUUACCCUGGAUGUAGCUGCCAAAAUCCUCAUAGAAGAAAGCCAAGAUACCCCGGACCACAGUAAAUUCAAAACAAAGGUACGGAGGCUCUAUGACAUAGCCAAUGUGCUGACCAGCUUGGCUCUGAUAAAGAAAGUUCACGUGACAGAAGAGCGAGGCCGCAAACCAGCCUUCAAAUGGAUCGGGCCCGUGGACUUCAGCUCCAUUGAUGAAGAACUCUUGGACGUCUCUGCAUCUGUCUUACCGGAACUGAAGAAGGAGACAUAUGGUCAGAUUCGAGUGUGUGCAAAAGAGAGGCUGGCGCGGUACGGUUCCUUUAACACGGUUCAGACAUCUGAGAAGAUACAGAGAAAAGUGAGCUCCGAGCCCAGCAGCCCACAGGGAGGAAAACAAGGGUCAGCCUAUUCCCUGGAAAUUGGAAGUCUGGCCGCCAUCUACAGACAGAAAGUAGAAGACAGUUCGCAGGGGGAAGCCUUUGUCAAUAAGAGAGCUGCACCUCCAGCAAGUGUCUUGGACUCUACCCUCCCUGUUGACUCCGAAUACUGUGUUAAGCCUUUAGCCCAGCCAGUAUUUUCUGCCGCGCAGACAGAUUUGCAGGCCUUCUCCGCACAGAAUGGUCUAAACGGACAAGUAGGUGUCCCCGUUCCUUCUCCAGCCUCGGAUGCAGAGAGCUUAAAGUCAGCUCUGCUUGCCAGCCAGCCCCUGGUAUACGUGCCCUCCACGUCACUCUUCAUGCUAUACGGGAGUGUGCAGGAGGCACUGUCCCCAGAGUCAAGGUCAGAGGAUGAUGGUAGUGGCUCCGAUGUCCCAGCUGACCUGUCCCUGGCACCCACUGCUCAGAAGCGCCUGUGUGAGGAGAGGAAUCCUCUGGAGGAUGAUGAGCCUGCUGUGAAAAGGCAAAGUCGGGAAUUUGAAGACAGCCCCUUAUCCCUAGUUAUGCCCAAGAAACCCUCAAAUUCCACAGACCUCGCCUUUCCUGUGACCACGGGAAAUGGGAGAGCUACACCCCUGGAAGAUCCCUGUGUCAAGGGUCAGCUCCCUGCUGCAGAAGAUGCUUCCGGAAAGGCUGUCCCAAACGGCUUCGUUGCUUCUGAAUGUGGAAACCCAUCAAGAAAUCCAGACACUGAAAAGUCCUCCAACGACAACGAGAUCACCAAAGACCCCUCCCUGCUGCAGUAUCUGUAUGUUCAGUCUCCCGCAGGUUUAAAUGGUUUUAACAUGCUCUUACCGGGCGGUCAAACCCCCCAUGCGGUGGCACCAUCGUCGGCUGCGAUGCCGUCCUUCGGUGUGCCCUGCAUGUUCUUACCGUCUCCAGGCUUGGGCCCCUUUCCAGUUCUCUAUUCUCCCGCAAUACCCGGGCCCAUCUCUUCAGCUCCCGGCACUCUCCCAAACACCGGACCCAUGAACUUCGGCUUGUCCACCCUGGCAUCGGCCUCCCAUCUUCUCAUCAGUCCGGCAGCCAUGGUCAAUCCAAAGUCAUCCACCCUCCCUCCCGCAGAUCCUCAGCUUCGGUGUCAGCCCCCACUAAACCCGAAUCCAGGGAUGCCAGGCUCGCACGGUGUCAUCCACCCGGAGUCCCCCGGUUACAUGAGACAUCCAGUGUCCAUGGUGAAGGCAGAACAGUCCCCUGCACCAGCGACUCCCAAGAGCAUCCAACGGAGACAUCGGGAGACGUUCUUCAAGACUCCUGGCAGCCUCGGUGAUCCGGCCUUUAGAAGAGAAAGGAACCAAUCCCGGAACACUAGCUCAGCCCAGAGGAGACUAGAAAUCUCUAGCAGCGGGCCUGACUAACCUGAAUCUUCAGUGGGUGGGGUGGCUUCAGUACCUGACAUUCCCUGUGUCCCAGACAAAUGUCCUAAGUGGAACACGGGCCACCCCAGUCCUCAGCUGGUGUCCUUGCUCUCACGCUCGAAUCCACUGGUUCUGCUAACUUCCCGAUAUCAUGAGUCAUCUGUUUUCCUGGAAGUAAUUAUUACUAAUUAUGCAUUUAAUACCACCUAGCAUCCAGGCUGUUCGCGGUGUCACCGCGGUAUUGCUCUGUGACUGCUGUGGUUUUUCUGAAGGGGGGGUUGCCUAGCACUUAACCAGGGUAAGGGUUGGUGUCUAAGCCUCUCCACCUGCCCUGAGCAAGUCUGUAGUGAGAGCUGUCUCUGCAGCCUAAACGUGCUACCGCUUCCUUAGGCUCCGGGAAGCCGUCUUCAGUGAGGAAUCCUACGGUAUUAUUUAUUCUGUCCCUGCACCGGGACUUUACUGCACAAAGUUUACAACAUCAUCCUAACAUUAUUUUCAGGGUAUUGCGACUUGAAUGUUUAUACUUUUGUUGUUGUUGUUGUUGUUAUGAUUUGCCCUGCACUUACUCUACAGCUUAUUAAUAAUGUGGAUAAAUGUAUAUACGUGAUAAAUGUCAAGACCAAAAUAACUGUGAAUGCUACACCUAGCCAUUAAUGAACUGUGCUGACCCAUCUGGAGGUGUGGGAACGAAAACUGAAGUCUAGGUGCCUCGUGACUGUUCCUCCAGCAACGAUGAACAACAAGGUCUUGCCGUUUGUUUAAAACAAAACAAAUCCUCCUUGUGCUCAUCUCCCUUCACUCUGCACCCGUGUAUCCUAAUUUAAAUGUUCGCUGUAGCGUGCCAGGGUGUGUGCCUUCUCACGGCUGCCGUUUAUAAGACAAAUCAGGACGACAUUGCGGAACGGAGGCCGUGGGAACCUGGAUAAGAGUUUUGGUUGAAUUAUGAAGCACAAUGAGAGGGAGACAGAGCGAUAGACAAUUAUCUUCUUUUACCUUUCCACAUUUCCCUGUGUCCAGAGGAGAACGGGCAUUCUGUCCAUUUCCAACAGUGUUCAUUCAUACGUCCCGUGGUCCUCCCAGAACCAGCACAGUGAGCACGGCGUUGGUUGUUCUAAUAGUUGUUCUGCAAAGCGCACGUGGCCCUCUGUGAGCCGCGUUGCUCUAGGGUUCCCCGUGUUCUACACUGAAGUUACCACACGCUCGUCUCUUCUACUUCCUUUUCUCCUCUUCUUUCAGUCUGUCUUCUAUUUAAACUUCUUAGACUUUAGUCUUAAUAUAAGGCUACUUUUCCCCUUUGUAUUUUUGUACCCUGUGAAAUACUAUAUAAAAGGAUAAAAAAUAUUAAUUUAAGAGACUCUGGGAGUCCGAUCAGAGUAGCUUUAUAUUAACUACAGGAUGCCUUUAGCCUCACUACCCCCAACACUCGCUUUGGGAAACUUGAGAUAGGUAAAGCCUGUUUAACACAUUCGCUACUUCAUCAAAUUCUUCGUCAACACUAAGCUUAUAAAGUUGGGGAAAAAAAGGUAUUGUUCCUUUUUUUAAAAAUUUUUUUCUUGAGUUAGGUAAACAUUGCAUGCUGUCUAUGACUCUGAAGCCACACUGCUGGUCUCUUGCUGGAACAUGAAAGUGACCCCCUUUCCAGGAGUGUAUCAGACAUGCAGCAAGUGAGUCUCCUAUGCACUGCUUGCUUUUAAGAUCCCUCCAGCAUAGGGGAUCCACAAAGCAUUUCCGUCAGGAAAUGCACAUCUCCCCAUAGACCUUCUGUCUUCUCUCGUUCCUGGAUAGCCUUCAUUAAUUUUUAACCUUUUGCUAUCCCUUCUUAUUAUACUCAGUUACCCUGUGAAUUGACCAUUAUUAACCUCAGAGAAUUUACGAUUCUUGGGAGGCGUCAAGCAAUUCCACCCAUGGGAAACGAAAGUUAACUUCUGGAUUAGGGUCCCACUCGCCGUGGCUUCUGACUCUGCCGGAAGACCGGUCUCUGAAGCUUUACGGCUAGACCUGAGUGCCUGAGACAGAGAAGCGGUGGCUUCUCAUUUAGUGCAAGAAGAAAUAAGGGAGGGCAUGGGCUUUGAGUCAGCACUGAGGGGGCGUGCUACCUCAAACCGUGCCGUCCGGGGUUUCCAAAACCCUUGCAUUCCGGUACAAGAGCUGGGGAUAUAACUUAUACUUGAACCUACCUACGAAUUUACAUUGCUCGAUGCAAGGUGCUAUUUCUGGACUUAAGCGGCUGUGAUGUGAAGCUGCUUCCUGCUUCUCUUGUUGCACUGCUAGACUUACGUAGGUGUUGACUUCAUUGCUGCUUGUCGCUUCUUCGUUGUCAUGGGGCUUGGGCUCUGCUCUUUCCUAAUGGCUGUAUUAUCUGUGGCCAUCUACUUGUAACGCUACUACAUGUAAACCAAUCUUUCCUUUUAGAAAAGUACUAAGCUUUAUAAAGUAGCCAUGGAAAUAAAUGUAUUUAGUAAGGCA
Molecule: messenger RNA, 5376 nt
Organism: Rattus rattus (black rat)
Lineage: Eukaryota; Metazoa; Chordata; Mammalia; Rodentia; Muridae
Gene: E2f7
Product: E2F transcription factor 7
Exons: 13
Coding region: 202-2910 (902 amino acids)
Biological process (GO): regulation of transcription by RNA polymerase II
Cellular component (GO): RNA polymerase II transcription regulator complex
Molecular function (GO): DNA-binding transcription factor activity, RNA polymerase II-specific; RNA polymerase II cis-regulatory region sequence-specific DNA binding
Source: RefSeq, a predicted model, not a curated record